Austrofundulus limnaeus is the source of this 4580-nucleotide messenger RNA. Its product is annotated as DNA (cytosine-5)-methyltransferase 3B. The record is from RefSeq and is a predicted model, not a curated record. Lineage: Eukaryota; Metazoa; Chordata; Actinopteri; Cyprinodontiformes; Rivulidae. Gene Ontology annotation, cellular component: nucleus. Gene Ontology annotation, molecular function: DNA binding; DNA (cytosine-5-)-methyltransferase activity, acting on CpG substrates. Gene Ontology annotation, biological process: negative regulation of transcription by RNA polymerase II.
GAGCAUUUGUUGCAUCAACAAAUUGAAAAGGAUAAAAUUAGUAAAAUGUUUUUAUUUGAGCAAAAGAUUUGACUUUAACAACAAAAUUUGAUUCAAACAAAAGCAGCUUUUAUUGUAACAAGAGGCAGAACAAGAAGUAAAAUGUCACUUCCGUGUUGUUUUAACUUUAGCUAGCUGCUAGCUGCUAGCGGCUGGCUAACAGCGCGUCACACAGAGCACGAGGAACCGACCUGUUGCUAGCUCGGCUAACGYUCUUCCGGUCACUGACGGCAGGAGAACCCGUUUACCGACCAUUUCACGGUGUUUCACGAAUUAUUACUUUAGUCAACGUGACGCGACCUUUGCACGCGGGUCAGUAAGGUCGUGUCCGACACACACGGAGUUUAACCGCGGACAGGCGGAGCGGCUUCCCCGCGGGGGCGGAGAUAGUCGCUGUGGGGGUCGAGGACAGGAAUUUAAAGACCACUGGCCAGGCUCGGCUCGGCUCGGGGAGGAGAGGAGGGUUCAGAUGAGCGUUCAUCCCAGCUUUUCUUCAGAAACGAGCUUUGUGUGAAGAUGGACUGCGCCUCCACAGUGACAGCAGCAGACGUGAGGUCAGAUGUGAUCCUGUUGAUCUCAGAGGAUGAGGAGGACGGGGCGUGUGUGGCGCUGGAGCAGGAAGCAGCUGCAGAGGAGGAGGACAGCGUUCAGCCUGKUGCUCAGAGCCAUGCAGCUGCUUUGUCCAGCAGUGAUUUAGUGACGUUCAUCAAAAAGCACUGCUGCAACAACAUUUACUCAGCUGAGCCCAAAGACCUGCUGCAGCUGGCCUCAGACACACCGUACUGUCUGUACCUGUACGUGGGGGUGCAGGUGGGUGGAGGACAGAGCUCCAGCUUCGUGCUGGUGGGCUACUUCGACCCGAGCUCCGAUGGGAGCGUGGUGAAGCUGCUGCACACGCUGCAGAUGAGCGUGGACACCGUGGACCCACAGGACUCUCAGGAGGACCUGGUGCACGCAGCCCAGUCUGACGCCCGCCUGCUGAUGGAGGCGCUGCAGAAGCUGGCUCUGCCUCUGUCCAAGAUGGCUGUGUUUUACUGCAGCGCCCCGCGGCCCGGCCUCAGCCAGCUGCUGGAGGCCCAKCUCAGGACCUUCAGCCCCAACAUGUUGUCUCUGUGCAGCUUGGAUGGGGUGGCAGGGAGAGCCUGCCAGGCUGCGCUCGGGGCUUCUUUUAGCCACGUGGUUGACCUGAUCACAGACAUCCACCAUCACUACUCCACCUGCCCCUCCCGUAGUGCCACUCUGAAACAAGUGUUGUGUAACGCGGGACCCUUCAGCCCGCUGCAGCCGGUGUCAGCGCAGUGUCUGUUCAUCGUGAGCAGCGUGCAGAAGAUGGCCUCCAGCUGGCAGGACUUGGUGGAGUAUUUUGAUCGGCUGAAACCUUCAGAGAGGACUGAGCGGAUCAAGRCCCAGCUGCUGGAUGAAAAGGUCAAGCUGCACUUUUUGUUCCUCUCACACUCGUUGGAGCCCCUCAGGGCCCUGCAGGACCUGCAGCAGUCAGGCACRGCCAGCCUGACCGUGGAGCUCCAGCUGGUCUCCAUCCUCUUCCAGUCCUACGCAGCCAGCRUCCUCCGGCCGGCUGCCGUCGAACGCUUCCUCUGGAAGCGCGAGUUGCUGCUGCUUCAGCUGCGGAAGGAACUUCUCCCCACAGUGGAGGUGAAGAUCGGCUCGCCUGCCUCAGACUUCAUGUGGGCCGCCAGCCUGGACCGGAGCGACCAGGACAGAAGGGACUUCCUGAAGGACGCUCAGUGUUUUUAUCGAGCAGCUCUUGAGAGCUUGGUGGAGAGCGUGCCACAGCUCCUGUGGGACCUGACGCAGAGGAACUUUGGACGACUGCUGAAAGAUCCCAAAAUGAUCAUUGACAAAACCUUUUCCUGGUACGUGCCGUCAGUGAUGAGUGUUUCGUUGGGUGUGUGUACCACCGAGGCUUCGAAAAGGCAGCUGGUACACAGUUACCACAGUUUCAUCCAGACUCUGCUGGAGAACCAGGACAGGAGCAAUGAGAGCAGCAGCUGGGCAAAGAUGUUGCAUCGAAUGAGACCACUGAGGACUCUUCAUCAGCUUUUUAUGACCCUCUUGGCCUUGCCCAGCUCUCUUCAAGCAACACGGGUGUUUGAUAAAGCAUACAAGAACAUCAGAAAUCCUCAUGACAAGGAGGAAACACAUAAGGCCUCACCCCAACCAGAAUGGUGGGCAAGAAGAUCCUCCAUCCGCAGAAAGAAACUUCCUGRCCAGACAAGAGAAAAGGAGGAUGAAGAAAGUUCAACAGACAGUGACAGUCCUGCAGCUGGACCUCCAACAUAUAACACCAUGAAACACUACAACAGCAUAGAGGACUCUGACAACUCCUCAGAUGUGGUGGAUAUCACAGAAGAGUCCAUAAUAUUUUCAAACAAAGACAAUGUGGCAAAUGGUAAAGGGAUUCAACAGGGAGAGUAUAUCUUCAUCGAGACAAGUGAUGAAGAUCCCAGCUUGGAUUCUCCGGUCACAAAAUCRUGCUCUGCACAACUAUCAGAAAAAUCUAUUGGGGAGUUGGUCUGGGGGCAGAUUGAGGGUUUCUCUCCCUGGCCGGGCAUCAUUAUACCCGUCACAGCAGAGAGUUGUGUUCCAGAGAAGAGAAUGGUAGAGUGGUAUGGACAGAGAGUGCGUUCUCAGGUCAGUUUGCAGACUCUGCAGCCAUUUGCUGAAUUUGGUCGGCACUUUUGUGCCAAGUCGUUUGCCACCCUUAUAACAUACCGAGAGGCCAUCUUCUCCUCCCUGCAGGAGGCAGCACUUCGCUGUAAAAAGGAGUUUUCUCCGGUGCUUGAAGAUGAAGAGGAGGUUCUUAAGGAGAUGUUAGACUGGGCGUUUGGAGGCUUUCAGCCAUCUGGUCCCAAUGGGCUCAAAYCAAUACAUGGUGACRUUAAAAAAGCCAGUAGACCAAAGGUGAUGAAGAAGCUCUUCAGGAAAGCCAAGUCUUUCUCUGAGCCGUCCAGCCUGGUGAAGAGCAAGGAGAGCAUCCGCAGUGAGAUGAAAGAAGUGGUGGUGUCGCUCAACAGGCUGUCAUGCAGCUCCAUACAGAUGGCCUCCAAGCCCAAAGCUGUGAACAGUUUAGAGUUUGAGGAAGAACGCUCACACUCACUAAUGAAGAAGGCAUCGUACGAGAGGUUGAAAACAAAGGCCAAGCAAGGGAUGGGAGAAUGGGAGGAGGAGAAGGUCGAGCUGGUUAGAGAGUGGGUGAAUAUGAAAAGUGGAUGGGAAAGAAAAAGAAGCAGAGGAGGUCUGAAUAAGGGGAAGAGCGUAAAGAAGUCCUACAAUUGGAUCUAUGGAUUCAGUGACGACAUGUCUCCAGACUAUGUGCCGUACAAGAAGAAGAGCUACGCCAAGGUUUACAAUAAAGUCAAUGAUGCCACCAGUGUGUACACACAGCCUGACCAGAAACUCAGAGAGAAGACCAUCAAAAGGAUCAUGGACUUGAAUCUGAACAUUGAAGCUUAUUGUCUGUGUUGUGGAACUGAGGACAUUGAGAUAAUCCACCCGCUUUUUAAAGGCAGCCUCUGCUCCAAGUGUAAAGAGCCUCAUCGUGUGUACCCAUCCAUCCCUGCCAGCCUGCGCAUCCCCCUCCGUGUUCUCUCUCUGUUUGAUGGCAUCGGAACAGCUCGACAGUUGGGGUCCGUUUGAUUUGAUGAUUGGUGGCAGCCCCUGUAAUGACCUCUCCAUUGUAAAUCCAUUCAGGAAAGGCCUUUACGAGGGCACCGGCAGGCUCUUCUUUGAGUACUUCAGGAUCCUGCAGCUGCUGAAGCCCAAAGAGGAGGACCCUCGGCCGUUCUUCUGGCUGUUUGAAAACGUUGUGUUCAUGAACACACACGACAAAGUCAACAUUUGUCGUUUCUUUGAGUGCAACCCAGUACUAGUGGAUGCUGUGAAAGUGAGCCCUGCACAUAGAGCUCGCUACUUCUGGGGAAACAUACCUGGGAUGAGCAGGCCAAUUAUAGCUUCCCAGACAGACAAGUUGGAUCUCCAGGCCUGCUUAGAGCUCGGUAGAGAAGCCCGGGUAGCAAAAGUGCGAACAAUCACCACCAAGUCCAACUCUCUGAAGCAGGGUAAAAACGUGCCUCGGCAGCCUGUCAUGCAGAAUGGAGUAGAGGACACACUGUGGAUCACUGAAGUGGAGAAGUAGGUGUCGUCACAGUCAUAUUUUGUUCUUACAGAUGGGUUUUUACAGGACAGUGUCGUACCUAAAGAACACCUUUGUUUUGUGAAUUCAGAUCUGCUAACAAAUUCUCUUAACAAUAGCAAACAUAACUGAAGGUGUCUGGGAGCAGCUCGAUGCUCUGUGUGACUGGAGAGAGGAUAAAAAACUACAUAAAAAACUCUGUCUUUGCUCUUCCAUUAAAAGGCAUUUAAACCACUGAGACAAUAUGAUUCUGACACUGUAAACUUUGACCCUGGUUAUCAGACCAUGCCUGGGGAAAAUUCAUCCCCAACAUACAAAAAGUAUUCACCGUAUUCAGCCACCACCUGUUCAACUUCUCCCUCUUAAAGGCACAGUCUGUAGGAUUUUG